Messenger RNA from Scleropages formosus (Asian bonytongue), 1656 nucleotides. RefSeq names its product cytochrome P450 2J2-like. Gene Ontology annotation, biological process: xenobiotic metabolic process. Gene Ontology annotation, cellular component: cytoplasm; intracellular membrane-bounded organelle. Lineage: Eukaryota; Metazoa; Chordata; Actinopteri; Osteoglossiformes; Osteoglossidae. The record is from RefSeq and is a predicted model, not a curated record. Bases 89 to 1591 code for a protein of 500 amino acids. Gene Ontology annotation, molecular function: iron ion binding; oxidoreductase activity, acting on paired donors, with incorporation or reduction of molecular oxygen, reduced flavin or flavoprotein as one donor, and incorporation of one atom of oxygen; heme binding. The transcript has 9 exons.
GUCUUGCGGAACAUUUCUCAAAGUUCAAUACGGUACAUUUCUGGAGGCAGAGAGGGAGCAGAACUGGUUUCACCUGUAAUACGCAGCAAUGACAGCAACCAUGUCCGUCCUCUUCUUCUCAGGAUGGUUAGACCUCAGCAGUGUUUUAAUCUUUCUCUUUGUGUUUUUGAUACUUGUGGACCUAAUUAAAAACAAGGCUCCGAAAAACUUUCCUCCUGGACCACCGUGGUCCCUGCCUUUUGUGGGAGAUCUUUUCCGUAUCGAUUCAAAUAGAAUUCAUCUCCAGAUGGCAGAGUUUGCCAAACAAUAUGGAAAUAUUUUCAGUAUUCGAAUUGGGCAAAGGAUAGUUGUCCUGAAUGGUCUACAGCUUGUAAAAGAGGCUCUGGUUGAACAUGGUGAAAACUUUGCUGUUCGUCCAACAGUACCACUCUCUGAAGAUAUUACGUUGGACAAAGGUUUGGUUGCCUCCGGUGGAUAUCAAUGGAAGCAACAAAGAAGGUUUGCUCUCUCUACUCUGAGAAACUUUGGACUGGGGAAGAAAAGUCUUGAGUCACAGAUCCAAGUGGAGUGUAGGUUCUUAAAUGAUGUUAUAGACAAGAGUCAAGGCCAGCCAUUUGAACCUAUUUCCGUUGUUAACAAUGCUGUUGCCAACAUCAUCAGUUGUCUGGUGUUUGGCGAUCGGUUUGACUACAGCAACAGCUACUUCCAAAGACUGCUGAAAUUAAUGAAUGAAGCAAUUUAUUUGGAGGGAAGCAUUUGGGCUCAGUUGUACAACAUGUUUCCGUGGCUGAUGCGCAGAUUACCUGGUCCACACAAAAAAAUAUUUUCCCACUGGGCAAUUGUGAUCGACUUUGUAAAACUAAAAAUUAAGGAGCACAAGGAGGACUGGGACCCUUCAACUCCGAGAGACUACAUUGACAGCUUCCUUUCUGAGAUGGAAAAGAGGAAAGAUGAUGCUGAAGCAGGUUUCAAUGAAGACAACUUGUGUUCUUGCACUUUGGACCUGUUUGCAGCUGGGACUGAAACAACAUCAGCUACUCUGAACUGGGCUUUACUGUAUAUGAUUAAAUACCCAGAAAUACAAGAGAAGGUACAAGCGGAAAUAGACAAAGUACUUGGACCCUCACAUCCGGCCACCAUGGCAGACAGAGCCAAUAUGCCCUACACCGACGCUGUUAUUCAUGAAAUACAGAGGAUGGGCAACAUUAUACCACUGAAUGUGCCACGUAUGGCUGUAAAGGACACUACAAUUGGAGGAUACACAAUUCCAAAGGGUACUAUGGUGAUGGGAACUUUACAGUCUGUUUUGUUUGAUGAGUCUGAGUGGGAGGCUCCUUUCACAUUUAAUCCUGGCCAUUUCCUGGAUGAGGAGGGCAAGUUCAAAAGAAGAGAUGCCUUCUUGCCUUUUUCAGCUGGGAGCAGGAUGUGUCUUGGGGAACCACUGGCUCGAAUGGAGUUGUUUCUAUUCUUCACCUCCCUUCUCCAGCAGUUCACAUUCUUUUCACCCCCAGGUGUGGAGCCCACCCUGGAAUUCAAAAUUGGAUUCACUCUUCAACCAAAGGGAUACAAGUUAUGUGCUGUACCCCGCUGAGCAUAGUAAUGUAACGAUUAACUUCUGGAGAUUUUCAACUGGAAGUCAGCACAUGUUCAGCUUUG